AAGCAUACCUAUUCCAACAUGGAAAAGAAGAGCUCAAGGAAAAAAUCAUUUUGUAAAAGUUUUGGAAGUUUAUUUAGAGAAUAUUCAAAGUCCACUGGUAUUCAUGGUGUUUCUUAUAUUGGAGAACAAAGAACGUAUUUUGAGAAAAUAUGGUGGCUUAUAGUGUUCGUUAUAGCAUUAUCAAGUUGUGUUUAUGCUAUUCUAGAAGUUUAUAACAAAUGGAUCCGUAGUCCAGUAAUUGUGACAUUUGCUACCCAAGAAACUCCAAUCUACUCCAUACCGUUUCCAGCUGUUACAAUAUGUCCAGAAGCAAAGGCAAAGCAGGCCUUAUAUAAUCAUACAAACAUAGUAAGAAAAAUUGUGGAUAAAAAAUCUCUAACUGAGGAUGAACAAAAUACUUUAAACUACAUGAGUUUAGUUUGUAAUGCUGGUCCCCAUACACAUAUGACCAAGGGAAAAUUUAUAGAUGAAACCAUUUACGAAGUAUUAGCUAAGGUUAACUUUGGAAGUCCUUUGAAAAUUUGUUACUAUAUGGGCUACCGAGUUGAAUGUAACAAAAUAUUUGAUCCAAUUAUUACUGAUGAUGGAAUAUGUUACUCGUUUAAUAUUUUGGACAAAUCUGAUCUCUUUAAAGAUCUUGUUGUAUCUAAUUCAAAUUUUCACAACGCUAAUAAAACUAAUAAUGAUUGGACUAUAGAAAAUGGCUAUGCUGAACAUGUAGAUAAACAUGCCUAUCCAAGAAGAGCGCUCUUUUCUGGAAUUAAAAAUGGUUUAUCAGUAAGUUUUAGAUCGACCAAAGAAAAUACUGAUGCAAGUUGCAAAUUAGGACUUCAAGGUUACAACGUUUUACUUCACAUUCCAUCAAGAUUACCAUUGUUAAGUCAGGGAUACUUUAGAGUACCGGAUAAUGAGGACGUUAUUGCUGGUGUUACACCGUCCAUGAUAACAACUUCAAACACUCUAAAGAAUUAUGAUGUAGCUAAAAGAAAUUGUUAUUUUUCUUACGAAAAAGAUUUGUAUUUUUUCAAAAUAUACACCGUUAGAAAUUGUAAAGUCGAGUGUCUGACCAACUUUACUUUAUACUAUUGUGGAUGUGUAGGAUUUUACAUGCCAAGAGAAAAUGGAACAAAAAUUUGUGGCAUUGAAAAGCAAAAAUGUAUGAGUAAUGCUGCUGAUAAAUUACAUAUAUUAAACUUGCCGAAUUUUAGCAGCAAAAAUAAGACAAAAAAACAUAAAUUUCAUGGCAACUUCACGGGUUGCGAUUGUUUACCAAUGUGUUCUGACUUAACCUAUAAUGUUGAGUUAUCCCAAACUAAAUGGGACUGGCUUUCUGCUUAUAGAGCGCAGGUUAGAAACGACACAGAUGUAGAUCCAUCUAGUAUAUCUCUAUCCAAAUUAACCAUCUUCUUCAAAACAGCCGAUUUUAUAUUCUCUGAACGUAAUGAAUUGUAUGGACCUUUGGAUUUUUUGGCUAACUUUGGAGGAUUAUUGGGACUCUUUACAGGAUUUUCACUGCUCUCCAUGAUGGAAAUUGUAUAUUUCUUAACAAUUAGAAUAUGUUGUAACAUAAAGCUGUAUGGCCAUUGGUCAGGAAAUGAUGAUUGAGAAUUUUAACAAAUUAAUAAAUAUGUAAAUAUUAGAAUAUAGAAAGUCUAAUGCUCACAAUCUUAUUGAAGGUUUUUAUUUAAACAGUUUUUGGGCGACCGGUUUUGGCGUUUACAGUUUAUACGCCAUCAUCAGGUUCUUUCUACCGAAACUGAACCAGCUAAAAUGAAUAAGCUAUG
Diabrotica virgifera virgifera (western corn rootworm) is the source of this 1784-nucleotide messenger RNA. RefSeq names its product pickpocket protein 28-like. The record is from RefSeq and is a predicted model, not a curated record. Lineage: Eukaryota; Metazoa; Arthropoda; Insecta; Coleoptera; Chrysomelidae. Gene Ontology annotation, biological process: sodium ion transmembrane transport. Gene Ontology annotation, molecular function: ligand-gated sodium channel activity. Gene Ontology annotation, cellular component: membrane. Bases 19 to 1605 code for a protein of 528 amino acids. The transcript is spliced from 9 exons.